Molecule: messenger RNA, 450 nt
Organism: Strongylus vulgaris
Lineage: Eukaryota; Metazoa; Nematoda; Chromadorea; Rhabditida; Strongylidae
Source: the annotation of a GenBank genome assembly
AUGUCCUCUUCCAAGUACUUACAAGGUCUGAAAACAUUUAUUGAAACAUGCGCAAAAUCUAAAAACUUCCAUCAGUUUGCUGGGCAGAUACGACCAAUCUCCGCAUCAGAAGGACAUGUAAAAGUGGAGUUCGAGGUGAUACCAGCAAUGCUAAAUCCUGGAGGGACUCUGCAUGGUGGUUGCACGGCUACACUUGUCGAUAUGUUCACCACUUGUGCAUGUGUAGCUUCUCCACGUGGUCUUCCUGGUGUUAGUGUGGAUAUGCACAUAACAUACCUGUCGGCUGCUAAGGAAGGAGAGACUGUCGUCAUAGAUGCUCAAGUUAUUCGUGAAGGUAAAACACUUAGUUUCACGAAGGCCGAUCUCACUCUUAAGGCCACUGAUAAAAUAAUUGCGACUGGACUACACACGAAAGCUUUCCCUCGCCCUAAAACCACAGAGAAAUCUUGA